UUGAUGCUAAUUUCAUUUUUAGAUUUAGCGAAUUGUUUGUUGCGCAUCGUAAGUGGUGCGAAACUUGGCUUCGCAUCUGCGCUAGAAGCUCAGUCUUAUUUAAAAGCAUUUUUGUUAAUGUUUCGAAGGAGAACACCAUCAUCCGCUUGGGUUAUUGACCGGUUCUACAUUAAAAUUUUGCAAAUUGAAAUAAUUGUAUUGCAGUUUAGUGAGCCCUUCAUUUUGUAUUCCCAAGGAGUAAUGACACUUUUCUCUGGGAUAAAAUGGAGUGGAGAAGACUCUUUCAGUAAUUAAGGAGUCUUGUUGCGGUCUGAACUCUUUAUUGGAUCAAUUUUACAGUUUGUGUUGACCCAUUAGGCCAGUGUCGUCAUAUCAUGGGCAGUACUAAUGAGGAGAACGGGGAUGUGUUGAGUAAUGGGGAAGUGUUAUCGGCGAUGGAUGAGGAGGAGCAGCUGCAAGAUAGUUUGAGCAGGAGGGGCUUCUUCUGUGAAGUAUGUCGCAGUGUCCCCUCCCUUAUCCAUUCCAGAACUACCCGAGAACAGAGCAAGACCGAACAGAAGGUGGCGCGUAUCUUCAACGACUUCAUGUCUUCAUCAGCCCUUAAAACUCUGAAUUCUCCUUCCAUUUUCUCGGCCGAGUGCACGAUAGACUUUUUGAAGAAGGGACUCUUCCGCUCCCUGUCCUCCUCCUACUGCUCCCUGGACGCAUCUAGGCCCUGGAUCUGCUACUGGAGCCUCCACUGUCUCAGCAUGUUGGGCUAUCAGUGCAGUGAGGAGGAGGCCUCCAAAGUGGUCCACUUUCUGAACAAGUGCAAAGACAGCAAACGAGGCGGCUACGGAGGGGGACCAUGUCAAGUCGCCCAUGCUGCACCCACUUAUGCGGCAGUGAAUGCACUGUGUAUUCUGGGCACAGAAGAGGCACUGUUGAGCAUAGACAGACAGCAACUAGCAAACUUCUUCCUAUCUCUACACCAGCCUGAUGGCAGUUAUGUGAUGCAUGAGGAUGGGGAGGUUGAUGUGAGGGGGGUGUACUGCUGUGCCUCAGUGGCCACCCUGCUCAACCUCAUGCACACACCCUCCUCCUCCCCCCUCUUCGCCAACAGUGCCUCGUGGGUGUCCUCGUGCCAGACGUACGAGGGGGGCUUCAGUGCAGUGCCCUUCAGUGAGGCCCACGGGGGAUACACGUUCUGUGGAUGGGCCAGUCUAAACCUACUGGACAGAGUUUAUCUGUGUGAGAUGGAGUCACUCGUCAAGUGGCUCUCAUCCAGACAGAUGGCAUUCGAGGGAGGCUUCAGUGGGAGGCCGAACAAACUAGUGGACUCGUGUUACUCCUUCUGGCAAUUAGCCCCACUCUACAUCGCCCAGUGUAUACUCCAGACUAGCCCCAAAGAGGGAGCAAAAGGAGAAGGGGGAGGAGAGUGGGACAGACAGGCAAGCGCGACUAGAGAGUCGCUGGAGGAAUUGGGAGCGCCAUUGUUCAACGCAGAAGCACUCACAGAAUACGUGCUACUCUGUUGUCAGAACUACAAUGGGGGCUUCCGGGACAAGCCAGGAGCGAACAGAGACUUCUACCACACUUGUUAUGCACUCAGUGGUCUCUCACUCGCCCACAAUUACCCCUCCCCCUCUGAACUGCAUAGAGACAUGGGUCCCCUCCAGUUGGAACCCAUCAACCCUCUCUUUAAUGUCACCCACUCCAGUGCAGACAGAUGCAGACGCUUCUUCGCAAACAUGCCAACAGUCUCAGUUUCCUCAGAAUAGACCAAAAUGUGCAAGCUAACAGCAGUAGAGUUAGUGGUUCAAAACUAGUCAAACUCCCACUUUGCCCCUCAUUAGUUUCCUAUUUUAUUAGCUUCAGCUGAAUUCCCUUCGACUUAGUUACUUUUUGU
Molecule: messenger RNA, 1888 nt
Organism: Symsagittifera roscoffensis
Lineage: Eukaryota; Metazoa; Xenacoelomorpha; Acoela; Convolutidae
Product: protein farnesyltransferase subunit beta-like
Exons: 6
Coding region: 375-1760 (461 amino acids)
Biological process (GO): protein farnesylation
Cellular component (GO): protein farnesyltransferase complex
Molecular function (GO): protein farnesyltransferase activity
Source: RefSeq, a predicted model, not a curated record